GGUGACUUGUCGUUUACAGUUUAUGUUAUUUACGUUUCCUUAGAAGCUGAGAUGGCGAGUAAACUGUCUAUUCGUAAGGCACAGGUACACGUGCCGAACACGUGUGCGUGGUGUGAUAGUGUACAGGAUAUAAACUGGUACUGUAAUGACUGUCAGGAGGCUUUGUGUGACAAAUGUAAGGAGGAGACCCAUCAGCGCGCGAGGAGGACAAGAAAUGACGACGUUGUACCGAUAAAGCAGGCGAACAAAACCGGCCAGACGGUACUACCAGAGGUAUGUAAGGUACACCCCGGUAAAACAUGCGAUCUGUUCUGUACAGAGUGUAACGUCGCCAUCUGUUCAAUGUGUUUUACAACGAAACAUAAACAGCACGCAUUCAAACAUUUUGAAGACGAAAUUAACACCCAGAAACAUAACAUGCGUGAGCAGUUGGAAACAUUAAAAUUCAAGUUAGAUCAGCUCAAUGAGAAGUUAUCAAACCGUCGGCAAAAGAGUAAAACAUUCAAAGAAAGUGUCGAUAUUAUCUGUAAAGAUGUCAAAGAGCGAGGAAGAAAGUUGAAGGCAGAAAUAGAUUCUAUAGUGGACAAUGUCCUUGCUGAAUUAUCAUCACUGGUUGCUGAAGAAGACAAACUCCUUAAAGAGGAUUGUGAACAUGAUGAUAAAUGUGUCAAACAAAUAAAGCAGCUGAACGAAGAAGUGGAGCAGCUGUCGGAAAAUCCAUCAAGUGGAACUUUGUUUGAGCUGACGAGGAGACUUAGGACCACUAUACCGCUUUAUGACGUUACUGGUACGAGUAUACAUCUAUACCUACCAAGUUUUGAAACCGGACAAAUUGAUACAGAACAGUUGACAAAAAUGAUCGGAUUUGUUAAGGCCGGGAGUAGGAAUGAUUCAACGCCCAUGUAUGAGAAGAAGGAAAUCAAUAACCAGCAUGUCCGGAAACUUACUACAUUCCAAACCCCUCCAAACAAGCCCAUAUUUUCAAUAUGUCCAAUAGACGACACCUAUGCAUGGAUAUCAAUGUUUGAGUGUCUGGACCUGCUCCGAGUCAAUAAAAAGGGAAACGUAACGGAGACUGUGAAGCUUGAUUUUACACCUUGGAGUUUGGCUUUGACCAACUCUGGACUACUGAUGACUCGAACGGAUCAGUCACCGUUGAUACACAAACUGUCUGAGGACAGACGGGUGACGACCUUUGCUGAGAUAAGUCCAUUAAAGGCCUCUAGUAUCAGUGUUAGUGACACAGACGAGGUGUUCGUUAGUACUGGUACUACAACAAUACUGGUACUGAACAUAAUCGGGGACAAGGUUAGACAAAUCUCGUGUGGACAUGUCGGGAAACGUAUAGCUAGUUUGACCGGAGGGAAUGUCGCUGUUACCACUGGAGGUGGUUACUGUAAAGAACUGAAUAUCAUCGACAGAUCAGGUCAGAUCGUACACACGUGGAGUGGAGAACUGGACAAUGGUCAGAAACUAUCCAUGACGAUUCAGAAUAGUAUAGCAUGUGAUAAAUAUGACAGAGUAUUUGUUCCAGACUUAGUUACUCAUCAGGUAUACGUCAUCUCACGGAAUGAGAGAAAGGCAAAAUGUAUCCUGGACGAGAAACACGGAGUACGAAAUCCAUUGGCAGUAGGUGUAGACAGGUGUGGACAUGUUUGGAUCGGCUGUGGUAAUGGUACAGUAUAUGUUAUGCAACUCUAAUCAACCAGGAGAAACAGCUGUAGAUAAACUAUUGAUGGUGGGAUACUUCAAUACCUGUUCCUUACAAUGACAGUUGAACUAUUUGUCGACUGUUGCGAUUGUUAGGUUUUAUACUUGUACAUAAACCCCACUUCAUUUGACCUUUUCUUAAAACGAUUACUUUACCUCCUCAAAUUGCUUGUCCCGUUUUUCUUGUUUUAUAAUUGUCGAUACAAGUAACAAGAACCUGAAAGCGAGUAAUUUAGAUGUUCUGUUUUUAACCGAAGGUGGCAAUACAUUCAUCGAUGAAAUGACGGUCUGCAUAUGUUUUAAUCACUUGACUUUUAAAGUAGAACCUGUCUGUCCUUAUCAUAGCCUUACUCACCCGACCAAUCAGUGUCUAGUUUACCUCUUGCCCGUGUAUGAUUGAUGCAGUUAGGAAUAUAGGAAUAAAUUAAUCAAUCACGUGAGGUACCGAGUCAAAUGUCUCUAAGUCAAAACCAACAGUAGAUGUAUUGUGUCAGUAACAUCGGCCUGAUAGUGAUUAUUUUGUCUUUUGCUCACUUAGAUACCCCCAUCCUAUUUCUCCACCUUCAUCCGUAAGCUUCUGCUAGAAACUAUUUUAUCAAAUAAAUAGAGGAUAUUGAAUGGUUUCCCGUUUAAUAUAACAUUUAUUUCACGAGUA
Molecule: messenger RNA, 2365 nt
Organism: Pecten maximus
Lineage: Eukaryota; Metazoa; Mollusca; Bivalvia; Pectinida; Pectinidae
Exons: 1
Coding region: 52-1701 (549 amino acids)
Molecular function (GO): zinc ion binding
Source: RefSeq, a predicted model, not a curated record